CUUAUUGGGUGUUAUUACACAACCUCCACGUCAAGAAAACAGGUGGCCACGUGGCACCGUUCGUCAAACGCUGCCAAACCUGCUCAUGGAUGGGGACGGAGAAGAGCAGGCAACGCUAUCCGUUGCUGCACCCAACGUUGGACCAUGGUUGCUGAUGGUUUUUCGAUCUGUAGCUGCACCCACUGCUGUACGGUGGCUGCAUCCACAUUCUGAAUCUAUCUCAUUUGCUCAACACAUACACCCUAUGCCGAAUGAGAACGAUGCAAGUUCAUCUCGAGCCUGUGGUCAAACGCCGCGACACACGAACGAGAGGGUGGUGACCAGGAGUGCCAGACCUAACAUCGCUGCCAGCAGUGAUGCCACCACCUCUCGCAGCCUCUACUGCACUUGCGGCCACUCUAGGUGUCGAAUCGGAAACGCAGCAACACGUGGUCCAGGACUGUCCGCUGCAUUCUCUCCGACCGCGCCGCCACUGGCUUCGCCAGCAUCACCGUUGGUCUCAGCCUUGGACUAGCCACUUCCUUGGCCCCCACUUGUCAGCCGGGUGCAACACAGAUCAGCGCGGUCAAGCUAGGCCCGGCGCGGCUGGGCUCGUGAGGUUGAUUACAGUCUCGACUAGGUAGGCUGCGUAGACCGGCUACUUCGCUACAAACCGGAUCCAACAUACGAGGGUACCGGUAUCGCAGCAUUCGGCAUAGAGACAAUAUACCAGAGCUACGUCAUUGCGCUCCCGUAGACUUUACACCUGUCUUGAGCGAUCUAUAGGCGGCCGC
Messenger RNA from Baudoinia panamericana UAMH 10762, 773 nucleotides. RefSeq lists its product as uncharacterized. Lineage: Eukaryota; Fungi; Ascomycota; Dothideomycetes; Mycosphaerellales; Teratosphaeriaceae. The record is from RefSeq and is a predicted model, not a curated record. The transcript has a single exon. Bases 86 to 514 code for a protein of 142 amino acids.